AAAUUUGGCAAUCCGUGGCAGAUUCGUGCCUGUUUAAUAGGGAAAACAAACAAUAAGAAAUGCUAUCGAAACAAAAUUAGGAAUCUCUUUACUUUUUUCAUAUACUAAAUUUGUAUUCACUUCUCUUUCAGUGCAAAUUUAAAGUCAGCCCAUGUCCCAUAUGCUGUUCAAGGUUGAAAGAAUAUACGAUUACCUUAAACGCAACGUAGCGUAGUAUUAAUACUGGGCAGCCGUUAUCGCAUCGUGGAGAAGUGAUUGACAUAAUUACCGAGCAACAAUGAAUGUCACUCAUGAAGUAAAUUUACUGGUGGAGGAGAUUCAACGACUUGGCAGCAAAAAUGCUGAGGGUCAAACAAGCGUAAAAUUUGGAGUGCUGUUCAACGACGACCGCUGUGCCAACAUCUUCGAGGCCUUGGUGGGCACCCUGAGGGCCGCCAAGAGGAAGAAAAUUGUCGCCUUCGACGGCGAGUUGCUUCUGCAGGGCGUCCACGAUAAUGUCGACAUCAUCCUUCUCCAGAAAUAAGGUCGCUCUUGCCCACAGCAACUGCAGCAUGCACAAAGCUCACUGUUUGAAUUCACAUUCCGAGACCACACAAAUUGGAAACGACAGCAAACUGCGAUGGCAUCAUUUUUAUUCACUUUAAGUUAGUUUCAUUUCAGUGUGCCAAACAAAACCAAAACCCGUGUUUGACAACAGAUUUGUUUCAAGGGCUAAUUAACAGCCGCAAAUAGUAAAGAUAUUUUUCAUGACCUGCGGUUCCUCAAACAAAGCACAGUUUUAGAUUACAGUCUCGCGAGUAAUUAGUUGUAUGUGGCUCUUUGAAAUUUUGGGCUGAAUUGUAAUGACAAAAGUAACACAGAUUCACAAAAGACCCAUCUGGUAUAUUCUGCAAAAAAAUGUAAGAAAUUAGGAAGCAUAAGUGAAAGAUUUAAAAAGUUGGAAUACAACAGUAUUGACGUAAUUGGGUCGAGGAUUAUGUUUGCUCACAGAUUUGAUUGUAAGAAAGGCUUUUUGCUUAACUGCUGUCAAGACUGGUAACGCUUUUCCCGCUGAAGCUUGUGCAUAUUUUUUAAAACAAAAUGCUCAGGGUGAAUUCCAGCAAUAUACUGUUUUGGGAAAACAGUCUUUCAGCAACUUUUAUUGCAUGCCAUGCUAACUUUAGUAAUUAGAGCACACUGUACUUGACAAAUUGAUCCUAGUGAGCACGUUUUAAAGGUGCAGAAGGUUAGAUUCAGCACCCCGUGUGCAUAUCAACAAUUGAAUAUCUGGAUUAUGCACACAAAACAUACUUAUAUGUUGGCUAGUGAUGGUUUCAUGCAUUCCACGAGUCCAUUAUGCUACCUCUCAACUUUUGCAUGGACAGAUGAUAAAUUCUAGACCAGAAAGUUCUGGAGACAAGUGUAUUUCUAUACGACAUUUGUACAGAGUCUUUGUUUUCCUUGCCAAGCAAACUCCCCCUAAAAGCUGUCCAUAUAAUGGACAAAGUGUUUACAUUGGACAUGCGUCUGUAGUGCAAUUCUGUAAGCAUAUACUUGCUACAGGGUACCAACCAAAAAUAUCAGUUUGUACUUUUUCCUCAGGACCAAAUCAACAACCAAAUGUGCUCGAUAAAAUAACGAAUGAACAAGUCAUAGUUUUUGCCAAUUUACCACUGUUUGUUUUGUAUUGUGGGGGCCAAUGACACUUGCAGAUCAGGCACGAUCAUAUCAAUCCAUCCAUUCAUUUUCUGAAACACUUUUAUCCUCACGAGAGAAAUGACUAUUGGUGUCAAAGUAAACGAUCAACUGCUUGUUUUUGAUCAUGCCGGUUGUGCUAAAUCACAAGACGUCGACCUGUGUGCAUUUAAAAAAAAAUAUAUGGAAGAUGCAAACAGUCAGAAGCCUGGGCUGCAAGUUCAAUGUGUUCCAUUCACAACUACUGCUCUCACGUCAACUGGGUGGAUCUAUUGUUUCAGGUGCUCAAUUGUAUUGUUAUUUUUUUUUCAAACAACAUGCCUUUUGAAUGGUAUUCAAACAGCAUCAGCCUCAGAGCAGAUAUUGUCACUUGAAAUGAAUUAGAACUUCAGUAAAAAUGGACUGUACUGUAAAACCUUGAUAAUAGCACUGCGUAAAGACAAAAAAAAGGUCAUUCGAGUUAGGUCUAGACACACUGGUCAAUCAAAGCGUAAAUGACGUGAACAUAUACCUGUAUAGUAGCAAGAAAGGGUGAGAGUACUCACAGAACAGCAUCAAUACCUCAAGCUGUUUAUACUAUGGUGAUCCAUGCCUGUGAGUUAAUAUAUAACUCCUGUAUAGUGUGUUGAUCUUUUCGUCUUUUGUAUUGGCAAUAACCUGUCUACAUUGCAGUAAAUAAAACAUUUUCACGUCAUUCUGCUU
Molecule: messenger RNA, 2376 nt
Organism: Hippocampus zosterae (dwarf seahorse)
Lineage: Eukaryota; Metazoa; Chordata; Actinopteri; Syngnathiformes; Syngnathidae
Gene: abracl
Product: ABRA C-terminal like
Exons: 4
Coding region: 278-523 (81 amino acids)
Biological process (GO): regulation of actin filament-based process
Source: RefSeq, a predicted model, not a curated record